UUUGCAUUGCAAUGAAAGGCUUUGAAGAUGUGAGUGUGAAAUGAGUUGAAUGUUGCUCCCCGAAUGCAGAGCUUCAGGAGGCGGUUCCUCAGUUGAGCUGCUGCCGGGUGAGAGUCGCCGGAGUCAGCUGAUGCGCUUCAACAUGUCUCUGCUCAGAGGUGUAUUUAUUGUUGCUGCCAAACGGACUCCUUUUGGUGCCUACGGAGGAAAGCUAAAGGACUACAGUGCUACAUAUUUAGCUACACAUGCUGCAAAGGCCGCAUUAGCUGCUGGACAGGUCAACUAUGAACUUGUGGACAGCGUUAUAAUUGGCAAUGUAAUGCAGAGUUCUGCAGAUGCUGCCUACAUUGCAAGACACGUUGGACUACAAGCUGGAAUUCCACUUACCGUGCCAGCCUUAACUGUAAACAGACUCUGUGGAUCUGGCUUCCAGUCAAUCAUUAACGGAGCACAGGAAAUUUGCCUCAGAGAAUCUGAGGUUGUACUUUGUGGAGGAUCCGAAAAUAUGAGUCAGGCCCCUUACGCUGUCCGAAAUAUCCGAUUUGGCACAAAGCUUGGAAUUGAUAUCACGAUGGAGGACACCUUGUGGGCAGGACUGACCGAUCUCCACAUUCAAACUCCAAUGGGUAUCACAGCAGAAAAUCUUGCUGAACAGUAUGAAAUAAGCAGGGAAGAAUGUGAUGCAUAUGCAAUGAAGUCACAGCAGAGAUGGAAAGCUGCUCAUGAUGCCGGUUACUUCAAUGAAGAGAUGGCUCCCAUUGAUCUGAAAACCAAGAAAGGAAAGGAAACUUUAGCACAGGAUGAACACCCUAGACCACAGACCACUGCAGAACAGAUGGCUAAGCUACCGACCGUGUUCAAGGCAAAAGGCACCGUCACGGCAGCAAAUGCUUCGGGAGUGUGCGAUGGUGCUGCUGCAGUGAUAUUGGCCAGUGAAGAAGCAGUCCAAAAACACAAGUUAACGCCAUUGGCCAGAAUAGUGGCUCAUCAUGUAUGUGGAUGUGAUCCAAGCAUUAUGGGAAUUGGUCCUGUGCCAGCAAUUGGUGGGGUCCUGGAGAAAGCAGGAUUAUCCUUAAAGGACAUGGAUCUAGUAGAGGUAAAUGAAGCAUUUGCUCCUCAGUAUUUGUCUGUGCAGAAAGCUUUAAAAUUGGAUCCUGAAAUUACCAACGUAAAUGGAGGUGCCAUAGCAUUAGGACACCCAUUGGGGGCAUCAGGAAGCAGAAUAACAGCACAUCUAGUUCAUGAGCUCAGACGACGGGGAGGUAAAUAUGCAGUGGGUUCAGCUUGCAUUGGAGGUGGCCAAGGGAUCGCCCUUGUGAUCGAGAAUGUGAAGUAAGAUAACACCAAGAAUGUUCAGCUACAAGAUGAAAACCUCUUUAUCGAUGUUUGUGGCUGCCUUUAUUUUGGAGCAGCUGCUCUUGCUUCUGAUACUAUACUAAGUUCAACUCAAUUUCCAUUCAACAAUGUUACCUGACCAAAUACUUGGCAUUCCCAUUUUGGGUAAAAGAUUGGCACUAACUAAAAAUGAGCAGUCACUAAAAUAAAUUGACAUUUUACUCAUACAUGCAAAAAAUCUGGAAAUUCUGUAGAAAGCACAUCACUAUUCUGGAAUACCAAAGCACUGCUAACCCUGCUUAUUAUUAUUGCUAUUUUAGUUUAUUUUUAAUAACUACAAACAUUUCCUUGACACCCUGGUCUUACAAAAUAUAUCUUCUCCUGCUGUUGUGUAUGGACUUCCAGACCACAAGAUGUUGGACAACCAAAGCCAAAUUUUUAGAUGGCUAAGAGAAAUUCUUCACAAAUAACCAAAAUUCAAUUUUAAAAAUAAGGAAGUCACGAGUAAGGGUAGAACACGGCUUUUUUUGGCUAGAACUUGGGCCAUCGGGUACAGGAAAAUAUUGAUGUAAAACCUGUGAUGGAUUUAAGAAAUAAUUAUGAUUUAAUGUUUGGAAAAAGGAAUGAUUGGGAAAUAUACUUGAGGUUAACUGAAAUAUAGAAACGUAGAUACUUUAGAUAUGAUGGUCUUUUCCUAAUUUUAAAGUUGAUUAUGUUUGUAUUUCCCAAGCUUCCCAUUUUUCUUGUUCCUUGCCUGUAGCCAGACAUUGAGUCAGUAUUUCUGCCAGGAAUUGGCUGAAGUAAUUGCAUAAUGGUUUACUGUCUUGGACCUCAGAUGCAUAAUCAUCUACUUAGGGAAGCUAAGUCUGUGAUAACUAAAUCUGCAAGGUUUUUUUUUCAAACCACAAUGAAUGUUGCGCAAACUGCUCAUAUGAAACUAGAUUACAUAUCUUCCUUCUUGUCCCCAUAGCAUUAUUUUAGCAUUGCAAAUACUCUUGCAUUUCUAAGUUUACUAAAAUUAUCAAACCAAAUUUCUGCCACCAAAGAUUUCUCUUUAACUAAUUUGAUGUGAUAUCAUUUUCACUUCUGAAAAUAGGUGCAGGAAGCUCAUAAACGCAUUUAAUUCCUAAGUACAUCAUGUCAGCGAGCAGAAAUCAGGUUUGAGACGAGUCCUCUGUUCACCUGUGAUUAUAUUUUGGUUUGAAUAGUUUGCUCUUUGAGUAUUAUUAAUAAAGCAGUUUAAUAAAUUGCUUUCCGCAAAAUAAGACGAAAAGACAUAGGAGCAGUAUUAGGCCCAUCGAGACUGCUCUGCUAUUUUUCCCCCUCAGUCCACUGGAAAGUUAGGGUGCCUAUAAAAAAUGAUUAGGGACUCUUCUUUUCAUUCAAUCAUUAACGGGCCUGUCCCACUGUACAAGCUAAUUCAAGAGUUCUCCCGGGUUUCCCCUGAUUCGAACUCGGAGAAUUACAGUAAUAGCCGCUCGUAGGUACUUGGGGCUCACGUGGACAUUUUUCAACAUGUUGAAAAAUCUUCACGAUUCUUCACGAGCUUACCGCGAGUUUGUUUUUUUUUAAACUCGGGAGAGCUCUUGAAUUACCUCGUACAGUGGGGCAGGCCCUUAAGCAUAAUGCCCUAGGUAAGGAUGGGUGAUGAGGAUUUGUUCCAGAGCUCCAUUCCUGGUUUGUAUUAAGGUAGGCUCUGGCAUAAAAAAAAUAUGAACAGAAAGAAAAACUCCAAGGAAGUCGCAAUGCUGCUUAUUAUUUGAUGAUAUUUGUAGGAAACUGUAAUUAUAGAACAGUUCAUGGCAAAAUCCUUAAACCUCUAGCACCCAGUGCAUCCCAAAGCCUGGGUCACUAGCAAAGUCAAAGUAGACACGGUAGAUGAAAUCACCAAGAAUUCACUGCUGGACGACAAUUUAAUAAACAAAUUCUGGUGCCCUACUGUUUUGAUCUCCGGGAUCUCUUUGGUGCGUGGCACUUCCAUAGAUAUCAGCUGAUAUGAAACAUUCACUCGAUAACGGAGGUACAGCAGUUUCUGGAAUCUCUAUAAUUUGGAUACUCCCCAAAUUACUAUAAACUCUUGAAUGCAAAUUAAUCUUAGGAAUGUCACGCCUAAAUUUAAAUAUUUUUUAAUUGAUUUGGUGGAAUUUUCUUUUUGGGAUGCUCAGGAUUUUAUUGUUAUAAUUCUGACACUUUAUUUAGUAAUAAGGUGGAAACUUUUUAACAGCACUUUUCAAAUAUGAAAUGUAAAACUGGAUAAUGGCAAAUUGGUCAUGGAAAUCUCGAUAAUUAUGCACACAUAUCUUUCUUUUCAAAAACCUGAUAGUUUCAUGUAUGUUUGUGUUGCCAUAUCAGUUCUGAGAAAGCACUUAUAAUAUCACAUUGUUUCUGAAUGCCAGUCAAUGGAGAUGCCUUUGUAGGCAUAAAUACCCCUUUGCACUUAUUGAUCCCUCCAGCCAGUGAAGAGAACCAGAUGGAUUUAAUUGCAUUUAUAUUCCAUCCUAUAUAGUAAAGGGGCACUUAUAUGAUACAGCACUAGCAGUUCUAAAAUGCCAAAUUUAUGGACAAGAAGGAAGAUUCUGUAUUCUUCGCAAUGCAGAAAACCAAGAAUAGUGAUGACUAAAUGGAUCCCAGACUUUUUCUGUAACUACAUUUGGUUGCUAAUUGACAUACAACAAUAAGUAGCGUUGCAUCGCCUAUACAUUUAUCUCCAAAAAACAAACUUUGCCACAUCACUCCUGAAGGAGGGCAUUUGUAUGUUUCUGACAUCUUCCAUACAGUAAUCGCUGACAGUAGUUGCUGAAGGUGGUUUAGUUGGACUCUACUAAUAUCCAUGGUCUGAUCAACACAGAAUAAGAAGGGGCACCUUUUAACUAAUGAACAUUGGAAAAAAUCCAUCAUUUCCUUUUAUUGCUGAAAAUUGUGCAUGAGACAAUAUUGCUUUUACCUGUUUUUUACCAUAAUUUUGGAACAAAUUUAUCCGUAUAAACAAUGAAUCGUGCCUUAAAUAUGUUGAUCUACUUUUGAUGCUACAAUGGAAAAUAAAUUGUUAUUUUUUGCCAUGUGACUGUAUUUUGAAUUUCUUGCAUGUAAUAUGCACAAUAAAAAUAAAAUGUCAUUAUUA
This is a messenger RNA of Amblyraja radiata (thorny skate), 4456 nucleotides long. It is a transcript of the gene acaa2, whose product is annotated as acetyl-CoA acyltransferase 2. The record is from RefSeq and is a predicted model, not a curated record. Lineage: Eukaryota; Metazoa; Chordata; Chondrichthyes; Rajiformes; Rajidae. Gene Ontology annotation, biological process: fatty acid beta-oxidation. Bases 50 to 1336 code for a protein of 428 amino acids. The transcript has 10 exons. Gene Ontology annotation, molecular function: acetyl-CoA C-acetyltransferase activity. Gene Ontology annotation, cellular component: mitochondrion.